AUGGAACCUAUAACUACUAUUAAUGUUGUUGAUCAUCAAACUGAUCAAUCUAAUAAUACUCCCACAAUAAUGCAUCUGGAUGAUGAACAAUCAAAUAAAGAUAUAUGUCCAUGUGAUAAUCAUGAAAAUGAAUCUUCAAUACAGUUAACAAAUGAUGAUGAAUUAAUAAUAAGACUUGAUAAUUUAUUACUUGAUAAUGAAUUAGAUUCAAAUAUAUAUUUUCAUUCAUAUCAAUCAGAAAAACAAAUGUCAUCUAUAAUGUCUUUAAUUAGUAGUACAUUAUCAGAACCAUAUUCAAUAUAUACAUAUCGUUAUUUUAUUCAUAAUUGGCCUGAUUUAUGUUUUUUAUGUUCAAAUCUUGAAACCAAUGAUUUAAUUGGUGCCAUUAUAUCAAAAUUAGAUUUACAUAAAAAUUCUUUACGUCGUGGUUAUAUAGCAAUGUUAGCAAUUAAGCAAGAAUAUCGACGAAAAAAAAUUGCUUCAACACUUGUUCUUAUGAGUAUAAGAGAAAUGAUAAAACGUGGAUGUGAUGAAAUUGUACUUGAGGCUGAAGUAACUAAUCAUGCAGCUUUAAAUCUCUAUGAAAAUUUAGGUUUUUUACGUGAAAAACGUUUAUAUCGAUAUUAUUUAAAUGGUGUUGACGCUUAUCGACUCAAACUUUGGUUAAAAUGA
This is a messenger RNA of Rotaria sp. Silwood1, 672 nucleotides long. NCBI's taxonomy places the organism in Eukaryota, Metazoa, Rotifera, Eurotatoria, Philodinida, Philodinidae. The record is from the annotation of a GenBank genome assembly.